AUGCAGGCGCUCGCGGCGCUCGCCGCGGCGCUCGUCGUCGCCGGCGCGCUGCUGCUCUUCGCCGUGUCGGACACGACGCCCACGGACGCGCUGUGGGAGUCGCUCGCGGGCGUGGGCAUCGCCUGGGACUGGGCGUCCGCCGCGGGGCGGCUGGACCCGGGCAGCGCUAGGGGCGUGCUGACGCGCGUCGUCGCCGUCGCUGUGUCCCUCGGGGGCAUGUUCGUCACCGCGCUGCUGCUGGGCAUCGUCAGCGAGCAGAUCACGGAGAAGGUCGAGCACUACCGCAAGGGCAAGUCGGACGUGCUCGAAUCCGGCCACACGGUCAUCUUGGGCUGGAGCGACAAGCUCUUCGGCGUGCUGGAGCAGCUCUGCCUCGCCAACGAGUCGCUCGGGGGCGGCGUCGUCGUGCUGCUGAGCGACAAGCCCAAGGAGGAGCAGGAGGACGCGCUCGCGCAGCAGGUGCCCGAGACGCGGGGCACGACGGUCAUCUGCCGCCAGGGGUCGCCCCUCGUGCGCGAGCACCUCGACAAGGUCUCCGCGGAGCACGCGCGAAGCGUCGUCGUCCUGAGCGACGACACGCUCCGCGCGGACCUGUGCGCGGACCAGGCGGACGCGCGGAGCCUCCGCGUCGCGCUGAGCUUCGUGAGCGAGGCGCGCCACUGCGCGCCGGCGUCGGACCGCUGCAUCGUCAUGGAGAUGCAGGACGUCGACAACGAGCCCCUCGUGCAGCUCGUCGGCGGCGACCACGUCGAGACCAUCGUCACGCACGACCUCAUCGGGCGCCUCAUGAUCCAGUCCGCGCGCCACCCGGGCCUGGCCCAGGUCUGGUCCAUGCUCCUGGGCUUCGACGGGUGCGAGUUCUACAUCAAGCACCACGCGGAGCUCGACGGCGUCUCCUUCGGCGACGCGUUCCUCCGAUUCGACGACGCGGUGCCCAUCGGCGUCAUCCAGGGCUCGGGCAAGGACGCGACGAUCUGGGUCAACCCCGAGGACGACCUCGUCUUACGACCGGGCGACAAGCUCAUCGUCAUCGCCGAGGACGACGACACGUACGCGCCGCGGACCCGACCCUUGGAGGUCGAGGUCGCGUCGCCGUCCGACGGCGACCUCCGCACGUUCCGCGACGACCGCGCGCUCUCCAUGGACGACGAUAACGCGGAGCGGCCCGAGUGCGUCCUCUUCUGCGGCUGGCGCCGCGACAUGGACGACAUCGUCCAGGUGUUGGACGAGUUCGUCACGCCGGGCUCGGAGCUCCACAUUUUCUGCGAGCUGCCCGCGGAGGCCCAGGCCGAGCGGCUCCGGGAGCAGCGGGCGACGCGGAAGCGGCCGCUGGAGCUAUCCAAUUUAACGGUCUACCACAGCGAGGGGCUCCUGUGCAGCCGCCGCGACCUCGAGGAGAAGCUGCCCAUCUCGUCGCUGUCGUCGAUCGUGAUCCUCGCGGAGGAGUCGGAGGACCUCGACGCGACGUCCAAGGACUCCCAGGCGCUCACGACGCUGCUCCUGUUGCGCGACAUCCACGCCUGCGACGCCACGGACGCCGUCCACGCGGCCAUCAUCUCGGAGAUUUUGGACUCGCGCACGUCGAAGCUCAUCGCCGACGCGCAGAUCAGCGACUACGUGCUGAGCAACGACCUCGUCGCGAACGCGCUGGCCAUGAUCGCCGAGGACCGGACCGUGAACAAGCUGCUGAAGAUUUUGAUGGAGAGCGAGGGGUCCGAGUUCUACAUCCGCCGCGCGGCGGACCUCGUCGACGUCGGGCGGAAGCAGUCCUUCUUCGACGUCAUGCGCGCGGCGCGCCUCGCGUUCCGGGGGCCCGAGAUCGCCUUCGGCUACGUCCGCGCGGGCGAGGAGCCCGUGCUCAACCCGCCGCGGAAGCGCGAGCUCAAGCGGUGGCUCAAGACCGACAGCUUCAUCGUCCUCGCCGAGGGCUGA
This is a messenger RNA of Aureococcus anophagefferens, 1932 nucleotides long. RefSeq lists its product as hypothetical. The transcript has 5 exons. Lineage: Eukaryota; Pelagophyceae; Pelagomonadales; Pelagomonadaceae. The record is from RefSeq and is a predicted model, not a curated record. Gene Ontology annotation, biological process: potassium ion transport. The coding region runs from base 1 to 1932 and encodes 643 amino acids.